Messenger RNA from Plectropomus leopardus (leopard coralgrouper), 2577 nucleotides. RefSeq names its product basic leucine zipper nuclear factor 1 (gene blzf1). Lineage: Eukaryota; Metazoa; Chordata; Actinopteri; Perciformes; Serranidae. The record is from RefSeq and is a predicted model, not a curated record. Gene Ontology annotation, cellular component: Golgi membrane. Gene Ontology annotation, biological process: Golgi organization; Golgi to plasma membrane protein transport.
UCCAACAAUUUGUAUCUUAAUCCCAAAAAUGUAGCUCCCAUGACUUGUCUUUCCGUCAUCGUUAGUAGUUUUCCUCAUACUUUAACGGGUGUUAAACUUCCGGGACGCCGAGUCAGCUGGCUCUCACCUGAUCUGAUCUAAGAGAUUUCCUUCUCUCCACCAUGACUGCUGCUGUCAGAGGUUCUGCCUCUGUGCCUAUCCGAGGCGCUGGCGAUGGCAUGGAAACUGAAAAACCGCCUCUCAUCCUGGAGAUAAACACAGAUACACUGCCUCCAGGUCCGCCUGCACCUCCUCUCCUUAAGGUGGCAAGCCCAAAACACAGCCCCAAAUCUACCCAUCCUGCCCCCCCUGCUGCCCCCCAGCCUCUCGGGGUGCUCCACCUGGGCAAGGUGAGUCGGGAGGCCUGCAUAGAGGUGGAGGCUGUAAGGAUCGUCGUCCCACGUGCUGCUAUUAGCCGGAGUAGUCGAACAGGAGCCGCCGAGGGGAAGGGGGAGGCUGGGCAGCAGACUGAGGAGCAGGGCUCUCCCCCGCUGCCUCUGGUGGAGGACUGGAGAGGACAGCUGGAGAAGCUGCAGAACUCUGAACGCAGGCUGCUGCAGGACAAGGAGGGACUCUGCAAUCAGCUGCGUGUGCAGACAGAGGUGAACCGUGAGCUAAAGAAACUGCUGGUGGCGUCGGUGGGCGAUGACCUCCAGUACCACUUUGAGCGUCUGUCACGGGAGAAGAACCAGCUGAUUCUGGAGAAUGAGGCUCUAGGCCGGAGUCUGGCACACACCGCAGAGCAGCUGGAGCGGAUGAGUAUCCAGUGUGACGUUUGGAGGAGCAAGUUCCUCGCCAGCAGAGUCAUGGCAGAGGAGCUGACGAAUGCCAGAGCAGCUCUGCAGAGACAGACCAGAGAGGCACAAGGAGCCAUUCAGGACCUGCUGUUAGAGAGAGAGGAGUUCUCCAGAGACAUGGUGCUCACUCACAGAUCUCUGGAGCAGCUCCUGGUGUCUCUGCAGUGGGGCCGACAGCAGACGUACUACCCCAGUGCACAGCCCCUCAGCACAGGAGAGCUGGCAGCAGCCAAUCACAAACUGGCGGACGCCAUCAACUCCCACCUGCUGGGAAACACAACCAGCAGCAGCGGCAGCGGCAGUGUUGUGAAGAGCAGCAGCGCAACAGCUGAGCAGCUCUGCAGCACUCCGGCUGAGAAAAUGGCUGAGAAGGUGCUGAAGAUUUUAGAUCCAAUCUCCUGUUCAGAAAGCAAGGCAGAUCCUCCGCUCAGUGACUCCAGCCCCUCAAAUUUUCUCAGCAAUAAGAAGAGCAUCGGCAGAUUUCACCCGUACACCCGCUACGAGAACAUUACUUUUAACUGCUGCGAGCGCUGCAGUGGAGACAUCCUGGUGCUCUAGAGAGGUCAUAGUGCGACAAAGUGUCGCCAUCUGACUCCGACGCUGCAUCAGAGCGUGUUUUAUAUGACUGAGACUGGAACAGAACUGCUCUCUGGAGAAUUGCUGCUCUGUGUUGUGAUUUCUUCAGUCUACAUCAAAAGUCAGCUGCUCUAGAAGACUGUUUCGGUUAUGUGGUACUCAUUUUAGUGCAUUUCCAAAGUUUCAGAUGCUUUUUAUUUUAUCAUCCUGCUGAUUAUUUUUGCUCUCUUUAACUUGAAAAAGAAAUAUGAAAAAGGAGUUGCUCCUUCAGGGUUUAUGAUGUGAAAGUGGUGAAAACAGAGUGCAUUUCAGAGUCUGGUUUAAAAUAGAGAAAGUGUUAUUUAUUGCCGAUGUGUGAGGUAGAAAUGAGUCAGUGUUACACGUUGAACAGACACUGUUGGUGUGUCUGCUGAUCAAACUCAAACAUUAGGCUAGUUAUUUAAGUAAUAAUAACAUGGUGAACCUAUAAUAUGUCAAUGUGCAAAUAAUGGAGCAAACAGGCUGCAAUGUGUGUGUGUGUGUGUGUGUUCACCUGAGGCUCGAAGGGGCAGCCUGUUGUGGAAACACCCUCCAGGAAGUUAAACAAUUGAAAAUGAACUAUUUACCCAAAACAGUAACAAAAAAGUGAUGAUGUGUCUUUUACUGCAGGGGUCUCCCCAGUUUCUCAAUAUGAUGGUGCUAUUAAUUUUUAAAAAAAAUGUAUUAAUAGUUUGUAUAAUGCAUGCUGAAAAGGCUGUUAUACAUUCAAUAUUUAUAAGCGGUGGGACUGUAAAAAACUAUAUUAUGGUGCCGCAGUUCAACCACACGUCCAGUUAUUUGCAAAGAUUUUGACUUUUGUGGUCGUACAAAGAAAGUUUUUCAUUUGUCUUAAUAUUUUACUAUAAGAUUUCGAAUUAUUAUGUUUGAUUUUGUUUCAAUGAGUCAUGUUAGCUUCAUUCUUUGUAAGUAAUGAUUUAAAAAAAAAAAGAUUUUUUUUGCCUCAGAGUACACUACUAUGAAAUGACAAGUAAUAUAUUGUACAUGUACGGAGCUAGAACAGCGAUGGCAAGUUUUGGCAUCAAAAGUAAAAUGUACUGUUGAAAAAGGACAUGUUGGUGAUGGAAAAAAAAUUGAAAAUUAAAAUGCAGGCAUUAAAAAUGAUUAUUUUAUGUAAUAGUAAUUUUAU